This is a messenger RNA of Funneliformis geosporum, 536 nucleotides long. Lineage: Eukaryota; Fungi; Glomeromycota; Glomeromycetes; Glomerales; Glomeraceae. The record is from the annotation of a GenBank genome assembly.
AUGUCAAAAGUAAAAAGAACAAUACCGUUAUCAAAAUUAAAAUACGUCUUAGACGAUAAAAGCCCGAAUAUCUUCGUUCUUGACCUUCAAACGAAAUUGUUUUUGAAUAUCAAAAUUUCCUCUCCCGAGGAAAUUAUGCGUCGUGAAUAUAAGUACUUAAAAAAUGGAUACAUGAUCUUUAUGAUCAAUAGUCGCGAAGCAUUCAAUGCUGCUCGGAACUCUCCAAAAGAAGUUAAGGCAGUUUACGAAAAGGUUUUUAUGAGUUAUAAAAAAAUAAUGCCCAAAAUUCAUUCUUUUGUUCAAUACCUUCCUCAAGAUCGUACAAAUGAGGAAAAUGAGAAUGACAACGAACAAAUUGAAAAUACAGAACAAAUUAUUUUUCCAACUUGUUCAUCUGAAGUAUUUCAACAGUUGGAGUCAACCGAUUCAACUGGGAUCAUCAACUUUGAUCAUGGAUCGUCUUAUUCAACAGAAACAUCCAUUGAUGAUUUAGCUACAACAAGUGCAAGUUUACAACAAAUCAUACCGAAUGAAUC